AAAAUUCCGUGAUCCAUCGGAAAUCACAUCAUCUGUUGAUGCUGUUUAUAAUAUCGGCAAUCUGAUUAACACAAAAGCGAAGUUCUAGCGAUUUGGAAAGAAACAUAACAUGGUCGGAACUUAAUCGUAACAGAAUAAAAAUCCUCUGGAAAAAAAUAUAUCCUAGAAAUCAAGCAAAAACAAUGAUCCUUGAAAAGGAAACCUUUAAAAAAGAAAACAUCAAUAAUGAUAUAACGCAAAAAAAUUUAACUAUAGAAUUAGCCGUUUUCGUCGACGAAGUAGCAUAUGAUAUGUACAUGCCUAUUCUAGACAAUGAUGUGGAUAAGCUAUACAAUAUGAUGUUAGACUAUGUGGAUCGUAUUCAAGCUGCCUUUAAUCGUUCGAGUUUGAAAGUUUUUAUCAAUAUUACGUUAAUACGUUUGAAUAUGCUUAAAGAACACAUGCUAAAUUUGACAGUUUUUGACGACGACGCUGACGAACGGCUCGAUUUGUUCUGCACAUACGCGAAUUCUCUUAAUUUUCCGGACAAUAAUAAUCCGCGUCACUGUGAUAUUGCUCUUUACUUAACCGGAGUAAAACUUUGUAAAAAAAUUGUAGUAAAAUUUGAAAAGUAUUACGAGAUGAAGAGGAAUUAUAUUAUUACGAAAAAUCCUAUCAUGAUGGCGCAUGCGAUCCGCUUUUCUCUUGCGCAAUAGUAGAAUUACGUGAUUCAUCAAGAAUCAAAUCAUCUGUUGAUGCUGUUUAUGAGAUCGGCCAUCUAUUAGGAAUGAAACUCGAUAAUGGCUCUAUUGAUUCGACGUGUGCGAAUGGCAAAUACAUAAUGACAGAUUGGCAAUAUCCACGGGGACAAGUAACAUGGUCAGAAUGUAGUCGUAACAUUGCGAAGAAACUCAGGAAAAGAAAAUCGUGUCUUCUCAAUCACGCAAGACGAGAUAUUCUCGAAGAUGCAUUGGACCAUUCACGUUAUCACGAUUUACCUGGAAGGCAAUGGACUGCCAAAGCACAAUGUGAAUUAUUUUUACGCGACAAAGAUGCAAACGUAGUCACGUUGCAUGAUGUAUGUCAAGUCUUACAAUGCGAAACGCCUCACAAAAUUGAGUAUUUUUUCGCCGGACCUGCGUUGGAUGGAACUAGUUGUGCACUCGGGAAAGAAUGUCGCGGCGGAGAAUGCGUGGCCGUUAUCGAACCACCAUACAUUUUUCCGUAUUGUGGAGAUAAUUGGAGUGAAUGGAAAGAAGACUCUUGUAAAAGCAAUUGCUUUACGAAAUCCAAAGGCAUGAUAAUCAAACGACGUUUUUGCAAACAUGAUACUUACAAAACGGCUAGUUGUAACGGGCCAUAUUACGACGUGGUUGUUUGCAAUGACUCCAGACUUUGCAAUGGAAAAUGCAAAAGGAUUUCCGAAUAUGCUUCCAUAAAAUGCACCGAGUACAACUUAAAAGUGAAAAAGAGAGGCGGAGAAUAUUUCAACUAUGAUCCAGAAAAUGGGCCAGGAAGGAACGUCAUUCAUGAUGUUGCGAGACCGUGGAUAGUCUGCACCAUAUACUGUCAACGAGAAGAUAAAAUAUCUGCUAAAUAUAGUAUAUUUAAUUUUUACACACCACGCAUGGAAAUGCUCAAAUUAGAUGUCAACCCAUACUUUCCAGAUGGGACGCGACGGUUUAAAGAAGGUGAUUUCGACGUUAGCGAUCGUGAACGUAGCGGAGCUCCUCUCAAGACUGAGGGCGAUGAAUUGCAAGCAUUACUCGAUGAAAAUUCGUCCCAAACGCAAAAAGAGCUUGCAUUACAACUGGGAGUAAAGCAACAAACCGUUUCCAACCGUUUACAGAAGAUGGGAAAGAUUCAGAAAGAGGGAAAGUGGGUACCACACAAAUUGAGCCAGAAGAACAAAGAUAACCGUGUCGAAAUGUGUCUAAAUCUGUACAACAAACAGCACAGAAAGUCUUUCCUGUGGAAAAUCGUAACGGGUGAUGAAAAGUGGAUAUAUUACGAUAAUGCCAAGCAAAAAAAAUCAUGGGUAGACCCUGGCCAACCAUCCACAUCAACGCCGAAGCGGAAUAUCCACGACCAAAAGCUUCUGCAACCAUGUGAAACGGUUGAUGGUAAUCGCUAUAGUCGACAACUAUUGAGAUUGAACGAAGAAAUCCGUCGAAAACGUCCAUAUACUGGCAAAGGAUUGCGUCCGGUGAAAUUGCUUCAUGACAACGCUAGGCCUCAUGUCGCUAAAACGGUCAAAGAAACAUUAUUGACGCUUGGUUGGGAUGUUCUACCGCACCCGGCCUAUUCGCCAGAUAUAGCGCCAAGUGAUUAUCACUUGUUCCGGUCAAUGCAAAACGCAUUGUCUGAGGUACGCUUCCGGAAUAUUGAAGAAGUGCGAAAAUGGAUCGACGACUUUAUUAAAUCAAAAGACGAAACUUUCUUCACUGCCGGAAUUCGUAAGCUGCCCGAAAGAUGGCGCAAGGUCAUAGAUAAUAACGGAGAAUAUUUUGAUACUUAA
Linepithema humile (Argentine ant) is the source of this 2497-nucleotide messenger RNA. The record is from RefSeq and is a predicted model, not a curated record. Lineage: Eukaryota; Metazoa; Arthropoda; Insecta; Hymenoptera; Formicidae.